AUGCUGCGCGCGGCGUGGCGCUGUCGAUGUCCCGGGCGCAGCUUCUCCUCCGCGCGCCAGGUGUGGCGCUGGGGCGGGGAGUCGGCGCCGGCGGCCGUGGCGGCGCCGGGGGCCAGCGCGGUGGCCUGCGGCGGGGGGCACUCGGCCUUUGUGGCGCAGGGCCGGCUGCAGAGCUUCGGGGCCAACAACUGCGGCCAGCUCGGCCGCAGCGGGGAAGACGCCCAGCCAGGCCCAGUGGAGCUGGUGGCCCCAGAUGGGCACAGACCCCCGGUGCAGCUGGUGGCGCUGGGGGCGCGGCAUUCCGCAGCCAUCACGGAGGGCGGCAUCCUGUGGACCUGGGGCUACGGCGGCAGCUUUUGGUAUGGCGCUGGGGGACUGGGUCUAGGAAAGAGGUCAGAGGUGAGCAGCCCGGAGAUGGUCAUGAGCUUUGUGAACCAAGGGGUUGAGGUGGCGCAGGUGGCUUGUGGCGGCCUGCACACCUUGGUUCUAGAUCAGGAUGGGAAAGUGCACAGUACGGGCCAAGGAGGGUUUGGCCGUCUUGGCCGCGGUGGUGUGGCCUCCCGAGGGGACGAGUACGAUUUUCAUGAAAUUGUCUUUUUCAGCAAGACCACAGACUCAAUCAUGAAUCCGGGUGAAGAGCCCGCAAUCGUCAAGGUAGACGCGGGCCGGGAAUUUUCCGCCGCCAUGUCAUUGCAUGGCGAGCUCUGGGUGUGGGGUCGCAAUGAUUACGGCCAGCUUGGCAUGGGCUUCGAGGUGAUGAAAGAUCGGAACUUUUGCAUGCAGUACCCAUUCCUCAUGAGAACCUUGCCCAUGGAGGGCCAUGUGAUCCGCGACUUUGCCUGCGGCGAGACGCACAUGGUGAUGGUCACAACUGCGGGUGCCAUUUACGAGUGGGGCAAUCGCCAGUACUUCGAGCCCACUGCAAUCACGCUGCCAAGCCGGUACCAAGAGGGGAUUAAAGGGGUUUGGAAGGUCGCUGCUGGUGAGAACUGUUCCUUUGCCCUGACGCAGGAUGGCGAGCUGUACAGCUGGGGUCGGAGAUCCACUGGCUGCCUGGCCUCGGGUAUAGGCGACGAAGAGGUGCGAAGGCCCACGCUCGUGCCUCCGGAGACCUUUGGCAACCAGCGCGUGCUAGACAUUGCUGUUGGCAAGCAGUGCUGCCUUGCGAUCACCGAGCCUUGA
This is a messenger RNA of Effrenium voratum, 1182 nucleotides long. The record is from the annotation of a GenBank genome assembly. NCBI's taxonomy places the organism in Eukaryota, Dinophyceae, Suessiales, Symbiodiniaceae.